GUGUCUCUCUCACUCGGCUUCCCCUGUUUCCUGGAAAAAUCGCCUUUGCAAUCUGCUUUAGGAUUCUCCGUCUCAUGAAUCUUGCGCAUCACGUUAUCUGCCUCCAAAGGAAUUCCACCUUUGACUCUUUCCGUUGACUAAAACUCUCCAACAUUAAUACAUACUUUUUACAUAUAUAUACAUACACACACACACAUAAAAAUCUUCAUUGUUCACUUGCAUGUUGACAGAACAAAAAAAAAAAAAAACCACUUCACUCUAAGAAGUUGCUCAACAGAAGCUCCACAGAAAAUGGAAUUCUUAGCUUCACCGAAACAGGUUAUGUCAACCUUCUUGUCAUCAAACUUUUUUUCAUACCCAAGUACUAAUUUCCUUCUAAAACCAGUUUUCCUUCGUGGGGUUUCUGGUUCUUUGCAUUUUAUGUUGUUAUUUGUGUUGUUUAUCUCGUGGGUGUGUCAUAAAUUGAAGGGAAGUAAUACGGAGGGUCCAAAAGAGAGGUCAAAAAACACGAAAAGUCUGUAUCAUAAACAGACUUUGUUUCUUUGCUUUGGUCUUUCUCUGUUUAACCUGGUUUUGUGUUUGUUGAGUUGCUUUUUUUGGUAUAGAAAUGAUUGGUCUGAAGAAAAUGUAGUGACCGUUUUGGAUUUAGCCAUUAGAACACUUGCUUGGGGUGUAAUUUCUGUCCAUUUGCACGCCCAAUUUUCCAAUUUUGGUCAAUCAAAAUACCCGUAUUUGUUGAGACUUUGGUGGGGUUUCUACUUCUUUGUUUCUUGUUAUUGCCUCGUUAUUGACAUUGUUCUGCACAAGAAACAUGUUUCCUUACCAGUUCAGUCCUUGGUUUUGGAUGUCGUAUCCGUUAUUUCGGGUUUGUUUUUCGUAUUUGUCGGGUUUUUCGGGAAGGUGGAAGAUCAAGAAACUCUUCUUGAAGAACCCCUUUUGAAUGGUAAUAGUGGUGUAGGUAGUGAUGUAGUGUCAAACAAGCCCAAGGGGGAAGAAACUUUAACCCCCUAUUCGAAUGCUGGAAUUUUCAGCAUUCUUAGUUUCUCUUGGAUUGGUCCUCUAAUUGCCCUUGGCAAUAAGAAGACUUUAGACCUUGAGGAUGUUCCCCAACUUGAUGUUGGAGAUAGUGUGGUUGGAAUCUUUUCGACUUUAAAGAGUAAAAUCGAUUCUGAUUGCGGAGACGUUAGCAGAGUUACCACGCUUAAGUUGGUGAAAGCACUUUUCUUGUCUGUUUGGAAAGACUUUCUCUUGGCAGGCUUGCUUACACUUCUAUACACCAUAGCAUGCUAUGUUGGUCCUUAUCUUAUUGACACUUUAGUUCAAUACCUUAACGGGCGUCGUGAGUUCAAAAACGAGGGCUAUAUGCUGGUUUCUACAUUUUGCUUGGCGAAGAUUGUGGAGUGCCUCUCGCUGAGGCAAUUGUUUUUCAAGACACAACAGAUUGGAAUUAGGGUCCGCUCAGCGCUUGUCGCGCUAAUUUACAACAAGGGCUUGACGCUUUCGUGCCAGUCCAAGCAGGGGCAUACCAGUGGGGAGAUUAUCAAUUUCAUGACUGUUGAUGCUGAAAGAGUUGGAGAAUGCAUUUGGUAUAUGCACGAUCCAUGGUUGGUAAUUGUUCAAGUCGCUUUAGCACUGUUGAUUCUGUACAAGAAUCUUGGUCUCGCUGCAAUCUCGACAUUUGUGGUGACUGUGUUAGUUAUGUUGGUGAAUAUUCCUCUGGGGAAGUUGCAAGAGAAGUUUCAAGACAAGUUGAUGGCGUCAAAAGAUGUUAGGAUGAAGGCGAUGUCUGAGAUAUUAAGGAACAUGAGGAUUCUCAAGUUACAAGGUUGGGAGAUGAAGUUCCUGUCCAAGAUCACUGAGCUCAGGAAAAUCGAGGAAGGGUCAUUGAGAACAUAUCUUUACACUUGGGCUAUGACCGUAUUUGUCUUCUGGGGUGCUCCUACAUUUGUGUCUGUUGUCACUUUUGGUACUUGUAUGCUUCUCGGGAUUCCACUUGACUCUGGGAAGAUCUUAUCUUCGCUUGCAACAUUCAGGAUUCUUCAGCAGCCUAUCUACAGUCUGCCAGACACAAUUGGGAUGGUAGUACAGACGAAGGUUUCCUUAGACCGAAUAUCAUCUUUCCUUCGUCUUGAUGACUUGCAGCCCGAUAUUAUCGAGAAGCUUCCAAGAGGUAGUUCAGAUAUAGCUAUUGAGAUAGUUAAUGGUAAUUUCUCUUGGGAUGUAUCUUCCCAAAAUCCAACACUGAAUGAUAUUAGUUUCAAAGUGUCCCACGGUAUGAGAGUUGCUGUUUGUGGUACCGUUGGCUCAGGCAAGUCAAGCUUGCUUUCAAGUAUCCUAGGAGAGAUUCCAAAGAUUUCCGGGACCAUUAAGUUGUGUGGAACGAAGGCCUAUGUUGCGCAGUCACCAUGGAUUCAGAGUGGCAAGAUAGAGGAGAACAUAUUGUUUGGUGAGGAGAUGGACAGAGAAAGGUAUGAGAGGGUUCUAGAAGCUUGUUCACUGAAGAAGGACCUGGAGAUCCUCCCAUUUGGUGAUCAGACAGUCAUCGGGGAAAGAGGAAUCAAUUUGAGUGGUGGACAAAAGCAGAGAAUACAAAUUGCACGCGCCUUGUACCAAGAUGCUGAUAUCUAUCUGUUUGAUGAUCCUUUUAGUGCUGUGGAUGCUCACACAGGAUCUCACCUCUUUAAGGAAUGCUUAUUGGGCCUAUUGAGUUCAAAAACCGUGAUUUAUGUCACUCAUCAAGUUGAAUUCUUACCCACUGCUGAUUUGAUACUGGUCAUGAAAGAUGGAAGGAUUACCCAAGCUGGAAAGUACGAUGAAAUUUUGAAUUUUGGGACUGAUUUUAUGGAACUUGUUGGCGCCCACAAGGAAGCAUUGUCCACACUUAAUUCUGUAGAUUCUGGCUCAGCUGAAAAGACGUGUAUUGAUGAGAACAAUGAAAAGUCGGCGAGUACAAGUGGGGUUUUGAAGAAAGAAGAAAGUAAAACCGAGGGUGCAGCAGGACAAAAAGGACAGCUUGUUCAAGAAGAAGAAAGAGAGAAGGGUAGAGUCGGCUUUAGGGUGUAUUGGAAAUACAUCACAACAGCAUAUGGAGGAGCUCUUGUACCUCUUAUAGUGCUUGCGCAGAUUUUAUUUCAGGUUUUCCAAAUUGGGAGCAACUAUUGGAUGGCCUGGGCAAGUCCUGUUUCGGAGGGUGAAGCGCCUGCUGUCAGUGGCACUACACUUAUACUUGUAUAUGUUGCUUUGGCCAUUGGGAGUUCAUUUUGUGUCCUCUUGAGGGCUAUGCUUCUCGUAACAGCUGGAUAUAACACAGCUACUUUACUCUUCAAUAAAAUGCAUCAAUGCAUUUUCCGCGCUCCAAUGUCGUUCUUUGAUGCCACCCCAAGUGGAAGAAUCCUAAAUAGGGCUUCUACUGACCAAAGUUCGGUGGAUCAGACCAUUUUCAGUCAAGUUGCUGCCGUUGCAUUCUCGUUGAUCCAACUUAUCGGAAUUAUUGCAGUGAUGUCCCAAGUUGCUUGGCAAGUCUUUAUUGUAUUCAUUCCUGUCAUUGCAACCUCUAUAUGGUAUCAGCAAUACUACAUACCUUCAGCACGAGAACUAUCACGGUUAGUUGGCGUCUGCAAAGCUCCAGUCAUACAACAUUUUGCAGAGACAAUUUCAGGAGCAACAACCAUAAGGAGCUUUGAUCACGCGUCGAGAUUCCAGGACACAAACUUGAAAUUGGCAGAUGGAUAUUCCCGGCCUAAGUUCAGCAUUGCAGGUGCAAUGGAAUGGCUAUGCUUUCGCUUGGAUGUGUUGUCUGUUAUUACAUUCAUCAUUUCUUUGGUUUUCUUGAUCACUCUUCCGGAGGGAGUGAUUGAUCCAGGCAUUGCGGGAUUAGCCGUCACAUAUGGACUUAAUCUGAAUAUGCUACAAGCUUGGUUUGUUUGGAAUCUUUGCAAUAUGGAGAACAAAAUAAUAUCAGUGGAAAGAAUUCUCCAAUACACCACUAUCCCAAGCGAACCUCCUCUUGUAAUAGAAUCAAAUCGGCCCGAUCAUUCUUGGCCAUCACAUGGAGAAGUCGCCAUUCGUGAUCUUCAGGUUCGAUAUGCCCCACACUUGCCACUUGUGUUGCGAGGUCUCACGUGCACUUUUCCGGGAGGAAUGAAGACCGGCAUUGUAGGGAGAACAGGCAGUGGUAAAUCAACUCUCAUUCAAACACUUUUCCGGAUUGUCGACCCUGCCACCGGUCAGAUUGUGAUAGAUGGCAUCGACAUAUCUUCAAUUGGGCUGCACGAUUUGAGAUCAAGGUUGAGCAUUAUCCCUCAGGAUCCGACCAUGUUUGAAGGGACUGUGAGAAGCAACUUGGAUCCGCUCGAAGAAUACACAGACGAACAAAUAUGGGAGGCUUUGGAUAAGUGCCAACUUGGAGAUGAAGUUAAGAAGAAAGAAGGAAAGCUAGAUUCUGCAGUUACUGAGAAUGGAGAGAAUUGGAGUAUGGGUCAGAGGCAACUUGUCUGCCUUGGCAGGGGGCUACUCAAGAAAAGCAAGGUUCUGGUGCUUGAUGAAGCCACAGCAUCGGUCGACACAGCUACCGACAAUCUAAUUCAGCAAACACUUCGACAACACUUUUCUGAUUGCACGGUUAUCACCAUUGCUCAUCGCAUAACUUCCGUUCUUGACAGUGACAUGGUUUUGCUUCUUAGUCACGGGCUUAUUGAGGAAUAUGAUUCUCCGACAAGAUUGCUUGAGAACAAAUCAUCGUCUUUUGCACAGCUCGUGGCAGAGUACACCGUCAGAUCAAAUACAGAUUUUUGAAAAAUUUUCUAAAAUAAGAACUGGUCUGUUGAGAUAGUACCCUUGACGAUGAUGAAAAUGAAUAGUGUUGUGUUUUUGGUGUUGGAUUAACAAACUCUGCAAGAGACAAGCGAAAAUGCAUUUCUAUUUCAAAGCUUUAUCAAUGAAUAUUGUUUUUGUAUAAACAAUGUUACAGGGAAUAUCACAUUUGGUAAGAAUUUACCUUGUUUAUCUGUUUGCAGUAUUUGCUGGGUGAUAGCUGUGACAUCUUUUUAACAUCUGCAGAUGUAGAACCCUCUUGUUUUUGCUUUCUCAUUUCCCAACUUGAUUGAGGGGAAGGGGCAAAAACAUGGGAAGAAUAAAAGCAAAAGGUUAGCACAUAUCACAAUA
This is a messenger RNA of Morus notabilis, 5163 nucleotides long. Its product is annotated as ABC transporter C family member 3. Gene Ontology annotation, cellular component: plant-type vacuole; vacuolar membrane. NCBI's taxonomy places the organism in Eukaryota, Viridiplantae, Streptophyta, Magnoliopsida, Rosales, Moraceae. The record is from RefSeq and is a predicted model, not a curated record. Gene Ontology annotation, biological process: transmembrane transport. Bases 292 to 4794 code for a protein of 1500 amino acids. The transcript has 10 exons. Gene Ontology annotation, molecular function: ATP hydrolysis activity; ATP binding; ABC-type transporter activity.